AUCUUUGAUGAGGGCACGGCUCCCGGUCCAUUGAAGAAGGAGACCCGAGGAGGUCAGCAGCGGCUGUCCUUGCCUCCCAGCUGCCGCACCGACCCGCCGGCCCCGCCGCCGCGGCCCCGCGCAGGGCUCCAGAAGCCGAGGCUCACGAGCAGCCGAGGGCAAAUCCUUGAUCUGCAGCUUCCACAAACACACCCGCAGCUAAAAUGGCGGAAGACGCUGACAUGCGCAAUGAGUUGGAAGAAAUGCAGCGGCGUGCCGACCAGCUCGCUGAUGAAUCCCUUGAGAGCACCCGUCGAAUGCUGCAGCUCGUUGAAGAGAGUAAAGAUGCUGGUAUCAGGACUUUGGUUAUGUUGGAUGAGCAAGGAGAACAACUGGAGCGCAUCGAAGAGGGAAUGGACCAAAUCAAUAAGGACAUGAAAGAAGCAGAAAAGAAUUUGACGGACCUAGGAAAAUUCUGUGGUCUUUGUGUCUGUCCGUGUAACAAGCUUAAAUCAAGUGAUGCUUACAAAAAAGCCUGGGGCAAUAAUCAGGAUGGUGUUGUAGCCAGCCAGCCUGCACGUGUUGUAGAUGAACGGGAGCAGAUGGCCAUCAGUGGUGGUUUUAUCCGCAGGGUAACAAAUGAUGCCCGGGAAAAUGAAAUGGAUGAGAACCUUGAGCAGGUCAGCGGCAUAAUUGGCAACUUACGUCACAUGGCCCUGGACAUGGGCAAUGAGAUCGACACACAGAAUCGCCAGAUUGACAGGAUCAUGGAGAAGGCUGAUUCCAACAAAACUAGGAUUGAUGAAGCCAACCAGCGUGCAACAAAGAUGCUGGGCAGUGGUUAAAUGCAGCAAAGUGCAUUUUCUUUUAGUGCUGCCCAACAGGGCAGUACCUUCAUGCUUUGAUCAUGGUAUUUACCUACUAGGUUUGCACACAUGCACAUAUCAGCCCCAUUGUAAAUGUUGUCCUGUGUAGUUUGUCAGCUUUCCAAAAAUGAUACUUGUAAUUAUUUUUUUCUAGAUAUCUUUCUUUCCAAAGGUUGUACAUAGUGCUGAUUUGAUGGCUAUAGCUCACUAUGAUGUUUUUUGGGAUUUUUCCUUUCCUUCUUUCCAUUUUGGAUUACUUUCCUUUUUUUCCCCUCUCCUUUUUUUUUUUUUUUUUUUUUUUUAAUGAUGUUUGCUGAAUGACAACACUGUUGGAAUGCUAAACGUGCUGUUAACCUUUAAAUAUACAGUAUUGUUCUUGUAAAACUGUGACAUUCCACAGAGCUACUGCCAUGCUCCUGUCUUUGGGUAUCAUGAUGUUUAAGCACUUAAACCUGCUGUCUUCAGUUCUUCAUUGCCAUUAUCUGUCGUUACGAUUUCAUGAUUAGACAAUGUGAAAUUAUAUUACUAUAACAAGCAUUGCACUAAAAAGUGAUGUGAUUUAUGCAUUUAUGCAUGAGGAAUAAAUAGACGUUUAGACUCCUACUUAAACAAGAAUUUUCCCAUGGCAGUAGCACACCAACAAUGACAACAAAAGCAUGCUCAGUAUUCGGACUCUUUUGGGACUAUGUUAUACCAGCAAGUUUGCAGUCGUGCCACUUUUUUCUUGUUGAUAUAUAUAUAUAGUUAUUAACCAUGAUCAUUUUUUUUUUUAUUAUGAAAAAAGAGGGAUUUGGCACUCACCAUUUAGCCAUUGCCAGCAAAAUAAAAGCUUGGCUGAAAAUAUGUCAAAGACAAAAAGAAACAAGUGUAAUAUAUUGGGUUUGUCUUGCUGCUUUUGAAGACUAUCUUUUGGAGGAGACGACUACCAUAAGAAAUGGUGCAAAGAAACGUAAUUUUUAUAAGGCUCUCUCUUACUAGUCGCUAUCCCCAUGUGGUUUGUUAUUGGUACAGUUCUCUGUUGCUUACCUAGAGCUAUGCACACCAAAUCGCUGAGAUGUUUAGUAGCUGAUUUAAUUAAAAAAUAAUAAAAAACCUAAAUGAAUGAACUCUAGAUAAACUGUGAGAUAAAUAUAAUUUACAGCAUGUAAUAUGAAAUUCCUUAUGUCUCCUGUCAGUUUGUGAAGUGAUUGACAUUUUGUAGCUAGUUUAAAAAUUAUUAAAAAUUAUAGAUCUCAGAA
Messenger RNA from Apus apus (common swift), 2083 nucleotides. It is a transcript of the gene SNAP25, whose product is annotated as synaptosome associated protein 25. Gene Ontology annotation, cellular component: synaptobrevin 2-SNAP-25-syntaxin-1a-complexin I complex; plasma membrane. The transcript is spliced from 8 exons. Lineage: Eukaryota; Metazoa; Chordata; Aves; Apodiformes; Apodidae. Gene Ontology annotation, molecular function: voltage-gated potassium channel activity; SNAP receptor activity; syntaxin-1 binding. Gene Ontology annotation, biological process: synaptic vesicle priming; exocytosis; synaptic vesicle fusion to presynaptic active zone membrane. The record is from RefSeq and is a predicted model, not a curated record. The coding region runs from base 204 to 824 and encodes 206 amino acids.